Trichoderma harzianum CBS 226.95 is the source of this 624-nucleotide messenger RNA. RefSeq lists its product as hypothetical. NCBI's taxonomy places the organism in Eukaryota, Fungi, Ascomycota, Sordariomycetes, Hypocreales, Hypocreaceae. The record is from RefSeq and is a predicted model, not a curated record. The transcript has 2 exons. Bases 1 to 624 code for a protein of 207 amino acids.
AUGAUAAUAAUAUCUAUUUUAUCUCUUUUACUUUCUAACGCCGUCAAUGUAAGACGUGAUAUAUCAAUUCUAUAUAAUAGAAUUGCAAUAUUAAUAUUAGUUUAUUGUAUUUUAAAUGAUAUUUCUUCUUUAACUGUAGUAACUAAAGGUAUAGGUCUACAUGGAGGUUUAUUGUUAAUUACAAAUAUCACACAAAUAUUCCAUAUUUUUUUAUUUAUAGUUAGUAUACUAAUAUUAACAUUAACUAAUUUAGUAUUAAAUAAAUUUGUAUAUUAUAAUACUAAAAUUAUAAAUAAAAUGGGAGAACAAUUUAAAAUAAUAGAAUAUCCUUUAAUAUUAUUAUUUAUAAUUACUGGUGCUAUAUUCUUAAUGUCAACUAAUGAUUUAGUUUCUAUUUUCCUAGCUAUUGAACUUCAAAGUUAUGGUUUAUAUAUAUUAAGUACUAUAUACAGAAAUUCAGAAUUAUCUACUACAGGAGGAUUAAUGUAUUUCUUAUUAGGAGGAUUAAGUUCAUGUUUUAUUCUAUUAGGAACAGGUUUAAUAUAUGCUAAUUCAGGAAGUACUAGUUUAGAUGGUUUAUAUAUUAUAACUAGUAUAAGCGAUAUUAGUUCUACUGAUUUAUGA